This is a messenger RNA of Caenorhabditis remanei, 1608 nucleotides long. RefSeq lists its product as uncharacterized. The transcript is spliced from 8 exons. Lineage: Eukaryota; Metazoa; Nematoda; Chromadorea; Rhabditida; Rhabditidae. Gene Ontology annotation, molecular function: UDP-glycosyltransferase activity. The record is from RefSeq and is a predicted model, not a curated record. The coding region runs from base 1 to 1608 and encodes 535 amino acids.
AUGCUCAAAACGUGGCUACUACCUCUAUUAGCCUUGGGCUAUGUAUCCGCCGGUGAUGUUCUCUUCAUCCCAAGCACCCUUUACCCGGUUCACGCACAGACAAUGGCAGUUUUGGCCAAGGAAUUGGUGGAGAGGGAACAUAAAGUGACGUGGUUGGAGAUUGGACCAAAGCAGUCUGACGUCAUCCUCCCAUCAGAAGUGACCAGGGAGUUUUGGCCGGCUCAAUUCGGGGACCGAGUUCUUCAGGAUAUUUAUCAGUAUAGGAAUCACUCGUCUCAUUCGGAGCUCUGGAACCCCAGCCAUCUAAACGAGAACGAGCAGACGACCGGAUGGUUGGCAUCAAUUCGACUCUGUGAUUCUGUGUUGGCUAGGAGUAAGAGCAAGUUCGACCGGCUUGUUGAGAAGCAAUUCUCUACAGUCAUCGUCGACGACUUGUACAACCCAUGUGGAGUGUUGAUGGCAGGGCUUAAGAAAUCCGUCUACAUCUACUGGUCGAUGACCGGCCUCCGCACCGAAUCCGCCUGGGCCAAUCAGUCCCCCUCUCCACCCAGCUACCUUCCAGUCGCUGGAACAGGAUUAACUGAUGAUCUGACGUUCAGUGAACGUGUUUAUAAUGUGGCGUCUUAUAUGAAACAGUUGUAUAUUCACCAACAUAUUGUGCAGCCGAGAAUUGAUGCAGUCUUUCAGAAGUACUAUCCGGGCGUCGCCACGACAUUCGACAUCGAGCGUAAUGCCUCCAUCAACUUUGUGAACACACCACCAAUUUUCGACUUCUCCCGACCAUACAUGCCACGCGUCAACUUUAUUGGAGCCAUUCAGUGUAGGAAGGCAAAGGAGUUGCCAAAGGAAUUCUCCGACCGCAUCUCCGCCUAUCCCGAUGGCUUCGUCGUUCUCUCCACCGGAUUCACCGCUCAAUGGAACAAGUCUCCAGAAUCCAUCCGUCAAGCAUACCUCCAAACUUUCAAGUCUUUCCCCAACCUUCUCUUCAUCUGGCAAUUCGACGGUACCCUCCAAACUUCUGAAAUCCCCUCCAACCUUCUCACCAAAUCCUGGCUUCCACUCCAAGACUUUCUCGGACAUGAGAAAUGUCGAUGCCACGUGUCACAUGGAGGAUUGAAUAGUGUCAUUGAGUCGGUGUAUCAUGGAGUACCGGUUGUCGGAGUGCCAUUGACCAGUCGAGGAUACGAUAAUCUGUUGAGAAUCACGGCAAGAGAUAGUGGAGUUAUGGUAGAGAAGGCGGAGUUUAGUGCGAGAAGUUUGACGAGAGCAAUCAAGGAGGUGAUUGAGAAUGAGAAAUACAAAAAAGAGAUGCUGAUCUUCCAAGACAUGGUCAUCGACGUCCCAUACACUGAACUCUACCACGCAGCCUUCUGGGUCGAGUUCAUCGAACGUCACCAGGAAGUGCCUCACGCCAGAAGCGGUGCCGACCAUCUGAACUUCCUCCAAUACUUCUUGGUCGAUGUCAUCGCCUUCUUUUUCUUCGUCAUCUUCUGCACAUUCUCCCUCAUAUUCUACACAAUUCGUACAGUAUACAGAACGACUCGAAACGUGAUAAACGGGAUCCGUGGGGUGCCGAGAGUUGUAUCAAAGGGAAAGAAAAAUAAUUGA